This is a messenger RNA of Saccostrea echinata, 3884 nucleotides long. RefSeq lists its product as uncharacterized. The transcript is spliced from 5 exons. The coding region runs from base 41 to 1033 and encodes 330 amino acids. The record is from RefSeq and is a predicted model, not a curated record. NCBI's taxonomy places the organism in Eukaryota, Metazoa, Mollusca, Bivalvia, Ostreida, Ostreidae.
ACGUCAUUAGUUUCGAUUUCCAGAAAAUGAAGAAAUUACAAUGAACGACUUCAAAAUGAAUAGUUACUUAUUUACUUUCAUAGCGUUAUUCGGGGUUUCUUUAACAAAUGGCAUGGAUCUGUAUUGUUGGAGUGGACAUGAUAAAUCAACAAUAUCAAAUCAGUCAUGUACCAUAGAAAAUAAUACGACAACAGCUGCCCCAGACAAUACCACAAUUCAAAAUAAAGAUGGUGAUCAGGUUGUGUCCUUCUGCUAUGAGCUUAUUUAUCAUGACAAUUCCACAUCAUUAAACUUUGAGUCUGACCCAGUUUCUGCAAGAACAGCUCACAGGAAUGCCUCGUGUGAUUUCCUUGGACUCUGUAAUGAUAGUAUUGUGGGAACACAUGUAAAGACAACAGUAAAUGAUAUUGAAGUUAUACUUAUAUGCUGUAAGGGAGACAACUGUAAUCAUAACCCUGAUGUUUUGCCGGUGAUAAAGCCUGUUUGUAAUAAUCUUCAGUCUAAUGGAACAGUGGCCAUGGGACAUUACAAAGAAACUUGUUCCGGUUCCGAUGAUUUGUGUAUGAGCAUCACAGUGUACAAAGAAGGAACCAUUUUGAACCAAAAGUUGCAGUGUGGGAGUAAACAACAAUGUUCUGCAGCAAAUAAAACAUAUAUUCAGGAAGAACUCUGUCACACACAAGAGGAUAAAGGGGAACAAACAGAAGUUUGUUGUUGCUCGGGAGAUUUAUGCAUUCCUGUUCCAGAAAAUGUCACCAUCAUUAUCCCCAAAGACAACAAUGACACAGACUCAGCACUAGAUAAGGUUAUUCAUAACAAAGUCCAAGUCCAAAGUAAGAAGGGCACUGAUUGGUUGUUUGUGGGAGGACUAAUUGCAGCAGGAGCCUUGGUUCUUAUCGUCACAGUGGCUGUCUUGGUUGUCUGGCGAUUGAAAAAGAGAAGACAAGCGGCAGCUCGUAAUCGUAUGUUGUUUUCCUACAUGCCGAUUUCAGCUUCAGAAGUGGAUGAUGAUGACGUACAGAUGUUACUUUAAGGAUUUUUUUUUUUAAUUCACAAUUACUGGCUAGACUGGUACAUGCUGGAUGAAGAAUUAAUAUUACCAAAGAGAGCAGUCUCUUUUUGUCAGAUUUUGUUCAAGAAAGAUGCAGGCCACAAAACUAAAAUACUAUAAUGAGAAAAUUGCAUUCAUUCCCAAUUUAUUGUGAUAUGUAUGUGUGUUUUUGUGUACCGGUAUUUUUGCAACACAUAUAUUGUAAUCAGUUGCUUUGAGCCAUGAUUUAUUGUAGAAUAAGUUGAUGUUCUCAGAGGAUAAAAUGUCACAUGCUAAAUGGCAGAGUGUUUCCAAUUCUGGUCUUUCCUUUUGGAGAAUAUUUAAUGCAAUACAAUGAAGAUAUUGCAUAAUAAUUUGUUUGGUAAAGUGUUUUUUAGUGUAAUUGAAGCAGUGCAUGAUCACAAUCAGCAGAUGAAGUUAUAUUUCUGUUGAAUUUCUAGUUAUAUUUUUGUUGAUUUCUUAUUUGAACCCUAAUUUAAUUUGUUUUAUAAAUGAGAUGAAGUCAAGGUGGACAAGCAUGUCCUCAAGUACUGGUACUAACUACUGGUAAGUGGUUUGCUAAUUUUGUACCAGGUACUCUGUAUAAAUUGUCUUUUUUGUUACUGUUGAAAUGGAUGCAAGAGAAUUACAGUAAUUGUAAAUUUGCGUCCUUUUUUUACUGAAUCUCAUUUGCAGAGAUUUGUAUGUCUGCCAUGAUAACUUGAAAGAUUUGUCAUUUUAUUAUUGUUGUUGUGUUUGGUAUUACACACAACACAGGUACAUGUACUGUAACUUUUGAUCUCAUUUGUUAGAACUACUCAUAUUAACAGCCAUCUCUUUGCUGGCCAAAUGCUGUUUGUGAGGAAUUGAGCAGAUCAGAAGCAUUUAGCUAGGGAAGAUGAUAGAUACAUGUAAUUUCAGCAAUUUUUAUUAUUUUAAUGAGAGAUUCUUAUUGCAAAAUAUGUUACAAGCUUAAGAAAAAAAAAUCCAUUGCCUGAAUUAAAAAACAUGUAUUUAGUAUAGGGUAUUCAAAAUCAAAAUGUUUCCCAAAAUUAUGUUUCUAUGUGUAUUAUUUUAACCUUACCUGAGCCAAGGGCGCUAAUGAGCUUCCCUGAUCAAAGUUUGUCCAUUGUCCAUCCAUCCAGCUAUCAGUCAAUCUAUUAACUUUUUACAUUUUUGACUUCUUCUCCAGAACCACUAAGCCAAUUUCAACCAAACUUGCUACAAAACAACUUUAUAGGGAGUCACAGCCUCUUUCAAGAGGAGACAAUUAAGAUAUGGUGAAAAUUGUCAUAUUCAUAUGGAAGCAUCCUCAGGUAGUAUAGAUGGAUAUUUUUUUUCAAAUCAUGACCCCCCAGUGAUAGGGUGGGGCCACAAUGGGCAAUCAAAGUUUCACAUAAGAGUUUUUAGGAAAAAUCUUUUAAAAUCUGAAGAAGAACAGCAAAGCCAUGGUUAGUCAUAUUUGUAUGGAAACAUCCUCUGAUGUGUAGAUUCAAGCUUGUUCAAAUCAUGACCUCCAUGGGUAGGGUAGGGCCACAAUGGGCAAUGGAAAUUUUACUUAGUUAUACAUGUAUUUGGGGAAAAUCUCUUAAAAUCUUCUUGUUUCAAGAACACCAAACCAUGAUUACUCAUAUUUAUAUGGAAACAUCCCCAGGUAGUGUAGAUUUAAGUUGAUUUAAAUCAUUACCCCUUUGGGUAGAGUGAGGCCACAAUAAGUGAUCAAAGUUUAAUUUACAUAGAAAUAUAGGGGGGUAUAAAAAUCUGCUGAUGAAGAGCAACAUGACCAUAGUGACUCAGGUGAGCAUUGUGGCCCAUGGGCCUCUUGUUUCACUUCCAUUUCUUUGUGAUAAAUCAUGAUACAAUUUUGUGCCAUAAUAAUUGUAGAGAUGUAUGAAUUUUAAUGAUAUGUUUCAGUUGUGUUAGUGUAUGGGUCCAGAUCGAGUUCUGUAAAUCUCUGUUGAUGUUAAAUUCAUGUAACUCUUGCAGGUUAUGAGCACACACUACACAAUUUGUUGUAGAAUGUUACUGUACAGAAAAUUAUUAACUUCAUACUGCUAGUUGGGCAUUUGUCACAAAAACAUUUCAUACAUGUAUUGUCAAUGCAAAAUUUUAUAAUGAUGCAAAAUAUUAUAAGAUAAAUUUCAUUGAUUACAUUUUACAUUUAUUACAUUGUAAUAUUACUUCAAGAUGAGCACGAAAUGUUAAUAUGUAAUGUCAGUAAUCUCUUGUGGGUUAAGAAUAUUAGAUAACUUUUAACAGUACAACAACUUUAGUAUUUUUCGUUAUCCUGAUCACAUCUCUGGUGUUUCCAGGGGUCUUUAUUUCGCCCUUUCUAUGAUUUCCAUUGUUUAAUAUUGAGAGAAAAAUCUCAAAAUCGGUACAGAGGGUACAUGUAAUUAACUUCAAAGACGGAAUUGUUGUUGACAUUUGGAAGUCACAGUUCAUUAUAAUGAAUGCAGAUGUUAUUGUAUUAUUGUAAAAGCAGAAAUAUUCGUUGGGGAUUUUAUUUCAUUUAUUUGGUUGUUACCAAUUAUCAACAAAAUUUAAUCCCACAUGAAAAUUUAUAUGAAAAUAUAAUGAGUAUGGUUACAAUGACGAAGUUUAAUGCCCACGAAACCCUUUUAGAUGGCAAAUCAACAAAAUUUUAUUCCCACAAAAAUUUGUGCUUCUACAUUCUACAGUAUAUUUUAAGUUGUUACAUCAAAAGCAUUUGAAUCACAAUGUUUUCCCAAUUAUUAUAAUUAUUUCUGAAAAAUAAAAUUAUGUCCUUGACUAUUUUUUUCCACACAUUUCUUAGUUUAUAUAGCUUGUUUGUAAAUGUUGUUGACAUGAUUAAAUGUUUGAGUUUCUUUGA